This is a messenger RNA of Aspergillus fischeri NRRL 181, 813 nucleotides long. RefSeq names its product hydroxymethylglutaryl-CoA lyase. Gene Ontology annotation, biological process: ketone body biosynthetic process; L-leucine catabolic process. The transcript has a single exon. The record is from RefSeq and is a predicted model, not a curated record. Bases 1 to 813 code for a protein of 270 amino acids. Lineage: Eukaryota; Fungi; Ascomycota; Eurotiomycetes; Eurotiales; Aspergillaceae. Gene Ontology annotation, molecular function: hydroxymethylglutaryl-CoA lyase activity.
AUGGCUAGCACUGCAGAAAUCUGCGAGCAUCUGCUCCAGUCACCACCCCAGUCGCAGCAUGCUAUUGCUUAUAAUUAUCUGGUACCGAACGUCAAGGGCCUUGAGUCUCUCAUCAAGGUUAUGGAUGCGACGGGUUCUACAGCAGAGACACCAGGCUCAGCCACCAAGCCUCCAACCACUACUGAAAUUUCACUCUUCGCUGCAGCAACGGAAGCAUUUUCCAAAGCCAACACCAAUUGUACCAUUGCAGAGUCGCUCGAGCGGAUCCGCCCCAUCGUAGCGUUGGCCAAGACGAAAAAUAUCAGGGUUAGAGGAUAUGUUUCUGUGGCUUUGGGCUGCCCAUAUGAAGGUCCAGAUGUUCCCCCUUCCAGAGUCGCGGACAUUACGGCUACACUUCUUGAAAUGGGCGCUGAUGAAGUGUCGGUUGCCGACACCACCGGUAUGGGAACGGCUCCGCGGACACUUGAGCUUCUGCAAGCACUCAAGGCUGCCGGUAUCGCAAACACAGAUCUGGCACUUCAUUUUCACGAUACGUACGGCCAAGCCCUCGUCAACACCAUAGUGGGCCUGGAGCACGGCAUUCGGAUAUUCGACAGCAGUGUCGGGGGUCUCGGUGGCUGCCCUUAUUCUAAGGGUGCUACUGGCAAUGUAUCAACCGAAGACUUGAUCCACACGCUGCAUGGACUUGGCAUGCAUACUGGUAUCAACUUGGAAGAAAUGUCCAAGAUUGGCUCGUGGAUCAGCAGCGAGCUGGGCCGGUUCAAUGAGAGCAGGGCGGGAAAGGCAAUUCUUGCGAGAAUUCAGGAACAGUGA